Molecule: messenger RNA, 1002 nt
Organism: Colletotrichum lupini
Lineage: Eukaryota; Fungi; Ascomycota; Sordariomycetes; Glomerellales; Glomerellaceae
Exons: 10
Coding region: 1-1002 (333 amino acids)
Source: RefSeq, a predicted model, not a curated record
AUGAAAACGAGUGAGAGGAAUGCUUGGGCACUUUAUACAUCCAGUCUCCUUCCAUCAGCCCAGCCAACGGAACCUACCUUUCCCAUCCUGUUCUUCACCUUCGAGCUUGGGAGGCAACCAGAGCGGCAUGAGGUAGGGACUUGUUCUCACCCGCGUCCCCGUGGGUCCAAUGACCUAAUCCAUGCCCUCGCCCCCAAGUUGGCAGCCACACAGCGCAGAUUCCCAGUUCCAACUCCCGUUUCUGACCUAUCUGAGCAAAGUCAGAUAGCUAACUGCCUGCCUACGUCAUUCGCCGGCAGUUCCAAAGGCACCUCAUCACAAUCUGUAGUUGUCUCUCCCCCGUCAUGUCAACCCAGUCAGAAUGCCAAGCAGGUUCAGGGUCCUCACCCGUUGGCUGUGCCUGCCCGGCUGAACGGCAAACCAACGCACGCACUUGCUCAGGGCGCUCGAGAUGAAUGCGCUGUACCAGUAUCCCCGCCGGCUGGCUACGUCAUGUCAGAUCAACAUGGGGGCCUAGGCCUCGAUUCGCCAACAAGAGCCGCUCCCGUCAAAGCUACGCGUGUACCUAUGCGAACCCUCUACUGUGGGAGUGACGAAAUGCAGUUGAUCUUAAACAAAGCUGGUCUCGGACUACGGGGACCGACGGGAAGCAUGUACUCCAUACAAGAUCGCUCCAUGGUCCGGUUACAACGCAAUGCAGAAUAUACUGUUGUCAUUCCAUCCAACCUUGCCUUGCUGUGCUUGCUUGCGCUACCUCAUUUGACUAUCCAUAACUGCCAAUUCGUCAUUUCUGGACAGCCUCGUGCGAAACCUCCGUCCAAAAUCACCAGACGCCUAUAUGUGCAAUUGCCCGAAACCAAGGAAGAGAACGACAACCUUCCUCCGACGGCGACUCUAACCAUUAAAUCCAUCAGAUCAUACUCCUGGAUACCGUUUAUGUUUCCGUAUAUGUGUCGAGUUGUGUCGGACUAUGCCGAAAAGAUUAUACCAGAAAAUGGUUGA